This is a messenger RNA of Exophiala mesophila, 846 nucleotides long. RefSeq lists its product as uncharacterized. The transcript has 3 exons. Bases 1 to 846 code for a protein of 281 amino acids. The record is from RefSeq and is a predicted model, not a curated record. NCBI's taxonomy places the organism in Eukaryota, Fungi, Ascomycota, Eurotiomycetes, Chaetothyriales, Herpotrichiellaceae.
AUGGAGGAUCCAGGUGGACGAACAGUGACCGAGAUUCGUGACCUUCUCCCUAUCCUAUACACUGAAGCUCCCGAUGUCCAACGCAACGUCGUAGCAAACUAUUUCACUUCAGAUGCCUCUUUUACUAAUCCAUUCUUCCGGAUUCAGGGAUUCCCUGGCUCAAUCUGGUCCAUCCACAUGAUCUAUCGGUGGUGCAAAGUCCUGAGUUCGCAUCUCAAAGUUGGAGUGGAAAGUGUUGCAUUCGACGAGGAAAACCUUCUGCUCUACGUCUCAUUCCGCCAGAAUAUCAGGCUACGCUUUGUCCCCUUCUACAAUUCUUCCGUCAAGCUCACUACGGUCCUUCAACUCAGCACACAGCCAGAUCCGCAACCUACCUAUGAUGACCUAGCAAUCAUCCAGGACUUUGUCGGCACAGAUACAAUAGAGCUGAUAGGGAGCGACGUCGUCAGCGCUUCCUCCCGCCCAAACCACACGAAGGGAAAGAAUAAGAAGAAGCACAUGGCGGCAACCCCAAACACUGCAAGGAAGCCAUCAGGGUGGACUGGGGAUCCAUACAGUACGCUCCCAUCAGCUGAAAAUCCGCUUACUCCGCAGGGUCCACAGCCCAAGGUUAAGUACUUUAUUCAAUCGCAGAAUGAUGUCUAUCAAACCGACGAGUGGGUCAAAUUGUUGACACCUUGGGGCGUUGGCGCCUUUGUGGUCAUCGUAUUGCAGACAUACCUCGCCAUCUUUGGCAUCCUCGGCACUUUGAUGCACGAGUAUGUGACUUGGGCAACACUGAAGUUCUCUUGGUCUUCAGACGAGACGGAUGAUCCUAUCAAGCGCGAGGAACAGUUUGUUGAAUAG